This is a messenger RNA of Naumovozyma dairenensis CBS 421, 1008 nucleotides long. RefSeq names its product YqaE/Pmp3 family membrane protein. The record is from RefSeq and is a predicted model, not a curated record. NCBI's taxonomy places the organism in Eukaryota, Fungi, Ascomycota, Saccharomycetes, Saccharomycetales, Saccharomycetaceae. Gene Ontology annotation, cellular component: membrane. The transcript has a single exon. Bases 1 to 1008 code for a protein of 335 amino acids.
AUGGAAAAUAUCUAUAGGGGUUAUCGGAAAAGUUUUCUUUAUAUAGAGUAUCAUCAUAUCUUAAAGAUUUUGCUAUCUGUUAUAUUACCUCCUCUAGCUAUCUUUUUGCACAAAAAUGUUCAGAUCGUCGAUAUUGCUAUCUGCAUCUCAUUAAACUAUUGUUAUAGUUGGGUAGCAGCUGCUAUAUUUGCUGUUUAUCUUACAUAUAAUGACAUACGGAAAAAUGCUACAGAGGAUAGUCAUUCUCUAGCGAUCCAUGGCCCCAAUUUCAGUAAAGAAGAUAUUGGGGAGGUUUUAUUGGCAGUAUUGGCACUCAUUGCCCCACCAAUCUCGAUUAUUGCAACAAAUGGACUUUUUACAAAAGAAUUUGUAUUAGCUGCUAUUUUAGUUCGACAUUUACGUCCAUUGGCGGUCAUAUUAUCAUUCUACCACAUAUUACAAUAUAGAAAAAUACAAAUUGAGGACCGCAUGUCAUUGCAUAUUGUUGUAUCGAAAUUUGACCUCCCUGCCUUAUCCUUUUUAUUAUGUAUUACUUUACCCUUCAUACCGGUGGCAUUUAGAUAUGGAAUUAUGAGUAAACAAUUCUUUAUAUCCUUCGGCUUAUUUUCUCUCUCAUCCGUACUCUCAAUGGCACAUUGCAUUUAUACAUAUCUCGAUCUCGAACCUACUCAAACUGAUGAUAGCAAUAUCGACGAGGUCGAGAAUAUUUUUCCCAUUGACAAUGAUGAUUUGCUAUUAGUUUUAGCCAUCGCGUUUUUGCCAGUCGUUCCCGUGAUAAAGAGGAAAGGAUUUAAAAAUUUGCACUCACUCAUUAAUAUCCUCUUAUUCAUUUUUUGUUUUGAAACGUUGCAUGCACUUCACUGCUUAAUUGUUAUUUACUCUACAAGUAAAGUGAGAAUAAUUGAAGAGCCAAGAACAAGAAAAGAAAAAGAAAAAAGUGAAUCAGGUCACACUUCAUCCUGGCAGGGAUUUGAAGAUCUUCCAUUCAGUGGAAUACUUUCGUUGUAG